This is a messenger RNA of Cylindrotheca closterium, 276 nucleotides long. Lineage: Eukaryota; Bacillariophyta; Bacillariophyceae; Bacillariales; Bacillariaceae. The record is from the annotation of a GenBank genome assembly.
AUGAGCUCCUCCUCUCGACCAAGAAUCCAAAGACCUUCUUCUCAAGACACACCAACAGCGUCCGCUGAUUUCACAUUGUCUCCAACUGCCGUGACACAUCAAUUUCCUGGAUCGGCAACUUCCUCACCUUCCUUGAUGUUCAACGAAGAGGAUGACUUUUACGGUGGAUCUUCCAGAAUAAAUCAGAGAACCAACUAUGGUCCGUCUGUUACUAUCGCUGGAUCAUCAUCACCGCCACGACAAGUACCAUCGGGUCUCUUGCUUCCGGAUUUUUGA